AUGAACAGACGCUACACGAUAUCUCGACGAGACAUUACCUUCUUUUCAUGCGCUGUCAACGUCACGUCUCAGAAUGGGGGAUACACACCAUUACAUAUUGCAAUGAGAUUUCGUCACGAAAAUGUCUACAGACUUCUAGUAGAAGUAUACGACGCCGAUCCCAAUGUGAGAGACUGGUCCGGCAAGAAACCUCGACAAUACUUAGUGCACAUGGACACAUCACUGUCGCCAGGGUCUUAUCGCAAACCCACAACCAAUAAUAGUUUACGCCGUACAGUUACGUCGGCGCCCACUCUAAGGGUCUCACAAACCCAACUCGAGCUGAUUAAGAAUGAAAAGGAAGGCUUCCUUAGAAUAGGGUCUCUAAACGUUCGCGUAAAGAAGACAACAGAAGCGUUCAGCAAUUUCCUAGGCGUUGGAGCUACAAGGUCAUCGGCGUAUGUGCCUAAAUCAGCCCGUGACAGAGAUCUAGAUAGACGGUCUGAUGACGGUGACCAACUCCACAAAUCGUGGGGAUCAGCUGAUAAUAUACAAAAAGACGAUAAAUUGAUGCCUCCUCCAAUGAGCAGCAAGAUCAGAAGACGUGGUGCUAGCGGAAGACGAGGAGUUGGAGCUCACAGCCGAAGUACACCAUCCACUCCAGAUCAGCCACGAGCUCAAAUGGGCGUUAAUGAAGAAGGCGAUUCAGAUUCCGAUUCUGCGGCUGGCUUCCAUUCAGCCUGGAGGCAACCAAGAGGAUCACAAAGUUAGUUUAUAAUUAUAAAAGAUUCUUAGUCUCUAUCACAAUUACAAUAAAAAAUAUUGGUCUCGUUUUUAAACCAAUUAUAAGAACAUACCAUUUUUUUUUUUAUUAUGCAAUGUUAAAUAAUAUUAGACUUUAUCACAAUUACAAUAGAGAUUAUUUUCGCACUUUUACAAUUAUAUUGUAAGAUGCUUUCAAUUCGCACUAAAGCUUUUCAUUAGUG
Vanessa tameamea is the source of this 965-nucleotide messenger RNA. RefSeq lists its product as uncharacterized. Bases 1 to 750 code for a protein of 249 amino acids. The record is from RefSeq and is a predicted model, not a curated record. The transcript has 8 exons. Gene Ontology annotation, molecular function: protein binding. Lineage: Eukaryota; Metazoa; Arthropoda; Insecta; Lepidoptera; Nymphalidae.